AUGACUACACUCAAUAUCAAAGAAACGGACAUCCCAAGUUUGGAAGGGCAGACUGCAAUUGUCACGGGUGGUUCGUCUGGAAUUGGAUUGGCCACUGCAAAGAUCCUGGCAUCUCGAGGAGCUGGCGUAGUGAUUCUUGAUGUCUGCCAGCCCACAGAGACACUGCCAUCAUCUGUACAAUUUCGCAAAUGCGACAUCAGGCGCUGGCUUGAGCUUUCCGAUGCGUUCUCUCAGAUAGGACGAGUCCAUAUCGCCAUUGCAAAUGCGGGAGUAGAUGAAGACGGAACAUAUCUGAACGAUGCGUACAACGACAAUGGCGACCUGCUCGAACCAAAUUACGAUGUGGUUGAUGUAAACUUCCGAGGCACUCUGAAUUUUGUAAAACUUGCACUUCACAGCAUGAAAAGAAACGGCGUACAGGGAAGCAUUGUGCUGACAUCAAGCGCCACUGCUUACUCCCCGGAACAGUCACUCCCUGUAUACAGUGGGACAAAGGCUGCACUGAUCAAUUACCUGCGUGCGAUGCGCUCGAAUUUACGAGACACUGAUAUUACGAUCAAUGCUGUCGCGCCAGCCGCAACUAUCACCGGACUAUUGCCGGCGAAGCUUGCUGCUCCAAUAAUGACUGCUGGCUUGCCAGUGAGCUCUGCGCAUUUCGUGGGGCUCGCAGUGGUGUACUCCGCUGUUGCCACGGAAGCCAAGAAGGUUCAAACAUAUGGAAAGGAUACUGCCGAGUGGAGAGAAACGAGUGGCCGUUGGAACGGCAGAGUCAUUCUUACGUUGGGUGAGAGGUACACCGAGUUGGAGGAACCUUUGGCGAAUUGUCGUAAUACAUGGAUUGGUGCGACAAACUUGCAAGAGACUAGGUUGCAGCAAGCUGCAACAGAUUUUAGAAGCUGUCUGUAA
This is a messenger RNA of Colletotrichum costaricense, 906 nucleotides long. RefSeq lists its product as uncharacterized. The transcript is spliced from 3 exons. Gene Ontology annotation, molecular function: oxidoreductase activity, acting on the CH-OH group of donors, NAD or NADP as acceptor. The record is from RefSeq and is a predicted model, not a curated record. Gene Ontology annotation, cellular component: cytoplasm. Bases 1 to 906 code for a protein of 301 amino acids. Lineage: Eukaryota; Fungi; Ascomycota; Sordariomycetes; Glomerellales; Glomerellaceae.